ACCCACCCCCGGAGCGGCGGCGGCGGGAAAAAUGAAGAACGAAAUUGCUGCUGUCGUCUUCUUUUUCACGAGGCUGGUUCGAAAACAUGACAAGUUGAAAAAAGAAGCCGUUGAGAGGUUUGCUGAGAAAUUGACUCAAAUACUUCAGGAGAAAUAUAAAAAUCACUGGUAUCCAGAAAAACCAUCAAAAGGACAAGCCUACAGAUGCAUUCGUGUCAAUAAGUUUCAGAGAGUUGAUCCAGAUGUCCUGAAAGCCUGUGAGAAGAGCUGCAUUUUGUACAGUGACCUGGGCUUGCCCAAAGAGCUCACACUCUGGGUGGAUCCAUGUGAGGUGUGCUGUCGGUAUGGAGAGAAAAACAAUGCAUUCAUCGUUGCCAGCUUUGAAAAUGAGGAUGAGAACAAGGAUGAGAUUUCCAAGAAAGUUAGCAGGGCUCUUGAUAAGGUGACCUCUGAUUAUCAUUCAGGAUCCUCCUCUUCAGAUGAAGAAACAAGCAAGGAAGUGGAAGUGAAACCGAGUUCAGUGACUGCAACACCAAGCCCCGUGUACCAGAUUUCAGAACUGAUAUUCCCACCUCUUCCUAUGUGGCACCCAUUGCCCAGAAAAAAGCCAGGAAUGUACCGAGGGAAUGGCCAUCAGUCUCACUACCCACCUCCUGUGCCAUUUGGUUAUCCCAACCCAGGAAGGAAGAAUAAAGCCUACCGUCCGAUUCCAGUGACCUGGGUACCUCCUCCUGGAAUGCACUGUGACCGGAAUCACUGGAUUAAUCCUCACAUGUUAGCACCUCACUAGUUCCUUUUGAUUGUGGUGAUGUCAUGUUGAAAGAAAGGAAGAAUAUACCUUAAGAUAUACUAAAAGUUCAUACUGGUAGUGAAGUUAGAUGGACCAAACCAUCAAACUUAUUUUUAUAGAAAAGUUACUGAGAAUAAUCUUUCUUAAAAAAGUAUAUAUAUGCACUUUAGAUACAUUGAAAUAGUUUGAGAAACUUUAUUAAAGUUAGUCAAGUGCCUGAGUUUUUACUAUUGGACUUAAGUAUUUAUAUAUUGUGCAUUGACUCUGUUGGAUACAAAAACACUGUAGGAGUGGGCGAUGUGUUCUAGCACCUUUGAGCAUUUACUUUAUGGAGAGUAUGUAAGUUAUUUAUAUACAAGGAAAUCUAUUUUAUGUCAUUAUUUAGAAGAAUUGCGUGAAAUCAUGUAGUUGCAAAUAAAAAGUAGUUUGAGGCAUGACAA
This is a messenger RNA of Peromyscus eremicus (cactus mouse), 1230 nucleotides long. RefSeq names its product BTG anti-proliferation factor 3 (gene Btg3). Gene Ontology annotation, biological process: negative regulation of mitotic cell cycle; negative regulation of cell population proliferation. The record is from RefSeq and is a predicted model, not a curated record. Gene Ontology annotation, cellular component: nucleus; cytoplasm. The transcript is spliced from 5 exons. NCBI's taxonomy places the organism in Eukaryota, Metazoa, Chordata, Mammalia, Rodentia, Cricetidae. Bases 32 to 790 code for a protein of 252 amino acids.